Trifolium pratense (red clover) is the source of this 891-nucleotide messenger RNA. RefSeq lists its product as uncharacterized. The record is from RefSeq and is a predicted model, not a curated record. The transcript has a single exon. Lineage: Eukaryota; Viridiplantae; Streptophyta; Magnoliopsida; Fabales; Fabaceae. Bases 96 to 758 code for a protein of 220 amino acids.
ACAACAAGAGCUAAACCAGAUUAAAACUAUUGACAGCUCUAGAAGAUAGAGCCACUUAGAGAAAGCCACACAUACCCUUUCAUAGUAUAACCACAAUGGUUCAUCUAAGAAAAACCAUUCACAAGACCAAACGUUUCUUUCACAGAAGUCUAAAAAAUUUCAGGUCUCUUUUCUCUGGAGGGUACCAAAAACUUCCAAGAUCAAUUUCCUUUGGUCCACACCUUUGUAAUAUGGACAAUGCAAAAGCUUAUGCAAGUGACCAAUUCUACAAUGAGUUUUAUGAUCUCUUACAGUCUGAUCUCAGCAAAAUGAAGAAGGUUGGUAACAAUAACAUCAACAUAUCCAAGUCAAAAGAGCCUGCAAUGGAAGAUUCUGCAAGAAAUGGAAACUUCAUGUGUUUUGCAAAGGAAAGUCCACAAAAAAGCACUUAUGAUGUAACAGAAAAAGCGAAGAUGAUGAACUACAGUAGCUCGUCGCAAUCACAACUGAUGAAAAAGGAGGAUAACACGAAUAAAGGAGCUCAUGUCUUGGCACAGAAGAUGAAGGAAUUGGAUAUGAUGGAUUCAGGUGAUCUUGAACAUGUAUUAGACAUAGAAGAAGCACUUCACUACUAUUCUCGUCUUAAAAGUCCGGUUUAUGUAGACAUUGUGGACAAGUUUUUCAGGGACAUAAACUCGGAGUUUAUUGUUCCACAGCCCUCUGUCAGCUUCAAAAGCUCAAAGGAAAGACUCGGUCCGAUUCAGUUAUAUAAAAGAUAAACCAUUUAAUCACAAUGCAAAUCAUGUUCUAGUAUAUAGGAAAAACCAGUUCUACAUCACUAUUUGUAUCUCUAGUCUUGUUUUCCUCCAAUCCAGUUUUCUGUACUAUUUACUCUAUUUGGUUUUGUUUAAA